AUGAGGAUACCAAGUGUCUUUAUCUUUCUGCCCGCCCUGGCUGGCCUUUCUACGGCUGUGUCAAACGGCAGUGCCCGCGAACUCACAAUUCAAGCUGAUUAUGAUGCGAUAAUCGUCGGAGGGGGCCCUGCAGGUCUCAGUGCAGCCAGUGGUCUGGCCCGCGUCCGCCGAAACGUUUUGUUGAUCGACUCGGGAGAUUACCGCAAUGCUCUUACUCGGCAUAUGCACGAUGUUAUUGGAUUCGACGGAGUUACACCAGCAUAUUUCCGCUGGUCGGCUCGCAAACAAAUCCUCGAUUACGGCACCGUUGAUUUAGUAAAUGGCACCGUUACCAAAAUCCAGCCAGAAGCCAACAAUUCUUAUUUCACAGUAUCUGCAAAUUAUCCUGGCGAUAAUGAAGUCACUUUCACUUCGCGAAAAGUGAUUCUCGCAACAGGUUUACGGGACUUGCUUCCAUCAACGCCCGGACUUAGGGAGAAUUGGGGCAAAGGGAUUUAUUGGUGCCCAUGGUGUGAUGGACAUGAGCAUGCAGAUCAGCAACUUGGAAUACUCGGGCCUUUUUCUAAAGGUCCUGAUGCAGUUCGAGAAAUCGUCACUCUAAACCGAGAUAUCAUCUUGUUUGUCAACGGGACGGAUACUCCCGAGCAGCGAGCUGUCGCAGAAAAAGGAUUCCCAGAAUGGGAGAAAUAUCUAAAGCUACACAAUGUAAAAAUCGAAAACCGUAUUAUUUCGUCCAUCAGGAGACUUGCCAACGGAACGGUAGGAGAUGAGGAUCCUAGCCUACCAUCUCACCCUGAGCACGAUCUCUUUCAACUCAACUUCGAGACUGGUGAACCGGUGCUUCGCGCGGCCAUUUUGACUAAUUGUGAUACCGCGCAGAAGUCAAAUCUGGGCCAAGAGACCGGUGUGGUAUUAUAUGGUGGUAGACUUGCCGCAGAUAAAAAUAAUGGCUUGGUUACCAAUAUCCAUGGUAUAUUCGCCAUUGGUGAUGCCAAUUCGGACAACGUCACAAAUAUCCCACACGCCAUGUACAGUGGGAAGAAAACAGCUGUCCAUAUUCAAGGUGAGGGAUGGUAUCUCUGCCUUGGUAAUUUUUACUUAUUUGAGCUUGAGAUUGAGAACGCUGAGGCUAAACUUGCAGCUUCAUCAUCUAAGCGAGAUUUGCAAGAUCAUAUGCGGAUCCUGUGGUCGCGCAUGAAUGUACCAGGAGAUGUACUCUACGCUGGAGAAUUUGACCCAUGA
This is a messenger RNA of Trichoderma asperellum CBS 433.97, 1242 nucleotides long. The record is from RefSeq and is a predicted model, not a curated record. Lineage: Eukaryota; Fungi; Ascomycota; Sordariomycetes; Hypocreales; Hypocreaceae.